Molecule: messenger RNA, 315 nt
Organism: Linum trigynum
Lineage: Eukaryota; Viridiplantae; Streptophyta; Magnoliopsida; Malpighiales; Linaceae
Source: the annotation of a GenBank genome assembly
AUGCGAUCCAGUGAUGCCUCCUUUACUGGUCCAUUUGCCUUGGGUCCUCUGGUCACCUCUCUGCUCCUCGAGCUUCGUAUCCACCUCUCACCAUUUAUCACCAUCACACCCUCUCUGUUCCCACCGGCGGGUGCUGUUCUGGAUGCACUGGAGAUUGCAAUUGAAGGGGAGGAUGCUGUUGAAGGGGAGGACGUCAUCUGGGUCAGCAGCAGCGGAGAUAGCAGCAGCAGCGAUGACUCUGGACUGGAGCCCUUUGUCGAAUCCCUCCAAGCUCUGCUAGAAUAUGGAUCUGAUGCUGACGGUGACAGCGCCUAA